Molecule: messenger RNA, 936 nt
Organism: Aureobasidium vineae
Lineage: Eukaryota; Fungi; Ascomycota; Dothideomycetes; Dothideales; Saccotheciaceae
Source: the annotation of a GenBank genome assembly
AUGCCUCCAGCAUACACGGCCUCCCAAAAAGCGGCCAUCCAGAGCUUUGUCGACUUCACAAACACAGACCGCACAACAGCAGGAAAGGUCUUACGUCAACAUGGAUGGAACGUACAAGUGGCAACAAACGCUGCUUCCCUUGGACUACUCCCUCUUACGCGCUCGCUCAUUUUUCUCAAGAUGUCGGACCCGAUGGACAUUGACGAUAAGCCCAUGUUCGCUGCUGACAUGCCCAGCUACUUCCAGUCUGGUUCUACCAACGGCGGCAGCACUGCCAGCAAGAGCACACUCAACAAAUUCUUUGACAAGUACCGCGAGGAUGUGGCCAACGAGCCCGACGAGGUGAACAUCGAGGGCACCAUGCAGCUCCUCACCGACAUCGAAGUCAGCCCCGACGACGUUGGUGCUCUCAUCUUCUCGGAAAUGGUUAAGUCGCCCUCUCUCGGAAAGCUCACGCGCACCGAGUUUGUCGACAGCCUUGCAGCUCUGGGUGUCAGUGAUGUCAACAAGAUGCGCGACAUGGUCCAGCAGAGACGCGCCAACCUCGCCGAAACCUCAUUCCGUCCCACGUUCAAGUCAAUCUACAAGCACACAUUCAUUCUCGCCCGCCAACCCGGACAGAAGGCAGUCGCACUCGAGAAUGCCACAGAGUACUGGCGCCUGCUCCUAACCAGCCCUUCGCUCGAGUGGUCAUCCCCCAACACUCCCUGGCUCGACUGGUGGAUCGAGUUCCUCACGGAAAAGUACAAGAAGAGUGUGAACAAGGACAUGUGGGAUCAGACACUGGUUUUCGCCGAGAAGACUCUUGCAGACGAGCAACUCUCUUUCUGGAGCGAAGACUCUGCCUGGCCCGGCGUUAUUGAUGAGUUCGUCGAGUACGUCAAGACGGACAAGCGUCAGGGUCAGGGUGUUGGUGAUGCUAUGGAAGUUGAGUGA